This is a messenger RNA of Archocentrus centrarchus (flier cichlid), 3651 nucleotides long. Its product is annotated as E3 ubiquitin-protein ligase TRIM8-like. Bases 353 to 1999 code for a protein of 548 amino acids. The transcript is spliced from 8 exons. NCBI's taxonomy places the organism in Eukaryota, Metazoa, Chordata, Actinopteri, Cichliformes, Cichlidae. The record is from RefSeq and is a predicted model, not a curated record.
CCGGCUCCUCCCCGCCUGUGUAUCAACUCCGUGACGGGUCACGUUAUUGGAGGUCGGCAGUCUGUCGGUGUGGAAGCAGUGCGCUCCCUUCCGACGAGUCACUAUCCUGCCUGUACUUACCAUAAAAUAUUACUCAGAAGAGUUGACGGGAAAGCGAAACCAGACGAGAAAACCAGCGGGGACUCUUAUAAAAUCCCGGCUUUGAGCGUUGCGACCGACAGAAGGCUGUAAUCUCAAGCAGAGGAACCGGAAUCUCACCGCGGGCUGGAUGACAAGCUCCACGGUAUUAUAGGUGCACCGGAGUCUGCCGACGACAUGGAAGAUAAAUAGUUGUUUGGAUUCAGCUGAGGUCAUGGAAGCAAGCUGGAAAAACUGCUUCGAAGAGGAGCUUCUGUGUCCCAUCUGCCUGAAUGUUUUUGACGAACCCAUCCAGCUGCCAUGCAAGCACAACUUCUGCAACCAUGACUACGACCAGAAACCCACACUGGAGAAGAACUUCAAGCUUGCCAACAUAGUGAAGCGCUUCAAUGCUUUGAACACUGAGAAAGCCCCCACUGUGCUGCACUGUGUCCUCUGCAGACGAGGCCCCCCGCUGCCUGUGCGGAAGGUCUGUCUGCGCUGUAAGGAGCCCUGCUGCCAAACUCAUAUCCAGACGCACCUACAGCAGCCGUGUGCGGCGCCGGGACACCUGUUAGUUGAUGCUGAGGAGCUGAGCGCUUGGACCUGUCCCAGUCACGAGGAGUACAGGCUGCUCCACUGUGAGGAAGAGCAGGUGGCUCUGUGUCCGUUCUGCUGCAUCUCUCACUGCACUAACCAAAGACACACAGUCCGCGAUGUUGAUACGCAACGCAUACAAAUGCAGGGCAUGCUAAUGAGGCAGCAAGACAGACUGGAAGGUCGUGUUCAGAACAUCGAUGAGCAGCUCAACAAGCUGGAGUCAGACAAGACACUGAUGAAGGAUGCAGUGUCUGAACUGAAGGAGCGUGCACGAGUCCAGUAUCAGCGGAUGCAUGCGCUGCUAGAAGCAAACCAGGCUGAAACCAUGCAGAUGCUGGAGAGCACCUACAGCACGUAUGUGAGGAAGAACUCCCAGCAGGUGCUGCAGCUCAACGAGAGGCGCCAGGAAGCAGAAAAACUCCUGAGCUCAGUGCAAACGUUUUUCCGAAAAGCAGGCAGUUUGAACUUCAUGAAGAAUACAAAACCUUAUCAGCUGCUAAUGGACAGGUCAAACUCACAUCUGAGUAGCAUCAUCCCUCCGGUCAGAGUGGGCCAGCUCAACUCUCGUCAUUUGCUGGCUGACCUGUCAACAAGAGAGAAGAACUUGCGAAAAAUGCUGGAAGAACCGUUCAUUGAGGCGCCUCUUCUGGAGCUUGUGCAGUCUCACAGCAGCUCUGCUGGCUCCCAGCUGGGGACUAGUUCAGGAAUACAAAAGAGGAAAUACAGCAUGGCUUUCCUGGAGAGUAACACAGACACCUCCAACUCUCAGCAUCCUCCGCCUUUGCUCUACAGCAGCAAAAAACCCUUCCUGGCUGACCAGGGUCACCGGGCUUCAUCUGUAUAUUCCUCGCAAGUCCUUGCCCAGAAUCCUCACACUGGCCCCGGUCAUAGUCGCCUCCUUGACACUUCAGCCCAUCACAUGGUGGGUCUAGGGUCCAGCUCUAGCCACCACUCAGGAACCAUAUUCCCAUCCUCCCACUUCUCAAGUGGAAGUGCAUCACAACAAGCCGUGUAUGAAGGGAGAAAAGUACUGAUGUGUACUUUGAAUAAUUGCUGCUGCUCCAGGUCACCGGCUGCUUGUGCCCGGCCUCCGUACCCAGCGUCGGACUCCUUCCCCUCCAUGACCUCUCAGGAGUUUCCCCCACAUGCCCCUCUAUCUGCAAGUCAACCGCUGCAGCAUUUUCCCAUGAGGGGACUGAUGGAAACGUCACAGACAGCCAGACAUCCUGAACUCUAUGGGCUAUACGGCCAGUCUUCAACCAAGCACUAUGGGACCAAAUAAUAAACCUGAAUCAGCAUCCGUUCUGUUCUAUUAGAUCACGUUUGGCAUCAAGAAGUUCCGUGUUUGCUUUUUUUUUUUUUUUUUGCUCCUUUCCAUUUUGAUUCAGAGAUAUGACCUCAGAUUAUAUCUCCAGCACACCUUCAUUACUCUGACGUUUAUUUGAUACCAUUUUUGGGAGAACAUGCCCUGUUAACUCAUGUAGCUGAAUCAUGGUGGCAGUACUAAUGAUCUCAUUUGAAAGCAUUAUUUAUUUUGUGUUUCAGUUCAACUGGAAGUGCUAAUGUGAAUAAUGUAGUCUUAAAUCCAUUCAAACUUAAGAAAUGACAUAUCCUUCAGGGGUCCUGGCAUGGGACUCCAGAGACUCCAGUGCCUAAAGAGACUGUUAACACACUCUUAUUGUACUUGCAAUUUCCUAACUCUUGAUUAUUUCCUGUUUGCAGCUGAAAGCAUGCAGGGAGCCUCUCCAUGCACUCCAAAGUCCAUGUGGCUUUAGAAAAACACUGGACUGCAAAUGUUUUUUUGGUUUGGUUGUUUGUUUGUUUUUUCAGAUUCAGUUUUUUUUCUUUUAUAGAAGAUUAUGAAUAAACCAAAAUCUUUGGAAUAAAUAAACAAGCAUAUUAAAUGACUUUUCGUUGUAUUUUCAGCACUGGUUUACAGAUUUUAACGUAACCCUCUGGGUAUGCUGGUGUGCACUUUAAACCAGGUGACACGUUGGUUAUUUUAAACAUCGUGCCUGAUUAUCGUUUGAGGACUGUUUGUACUGAGAAGCAAAUUGUGUGAUUUGUUUGGGUAAAGAGGUUUUACAGGGUGACUCACUGGGUUACAGAUGAAAAAAAAAAAAAAAAGGCAGUACAUCCGACCGUGCGACUGACCAGCAAGGCUUGUAAAAUGGAAAGAGAGAAAAAAGACACAAAGGCCACAUGUUUGAGAUCUACUGCAUUCACAGCAGAGCACAGCGGAGGAGGUUACAGAGUGGCUCACAGCAGACCCAUUAUCUGCCAAUUUAGGACAGUUCACUUCCUUGUCAACAUCCUGGUCUCUGGCGAAAAUCUCUGUGCCAUCCCUCUUUGUCUCGUUAUUGGAGCUGGUUGUCAAGUUAGGUCAGAGAACAGGAAUAACUGAUGAGCAGCACCCCUCUCCCCUCUCCUCUCUGCCUUCCUCUAUCAUUUUCCAGGGCUCGAUGCAGAGGAGGAGGAGAGGAAGGUUAGAGCAGAGAAUGAUAUAAGCGCAGAGUUUUAAUGAGGAUCUACUUAUCUGUCACUCAUACUCCUUUCAUUGUUCCCCUCCCCCUCAGAGAGAUAGUGAGAUAGCAGGAAUGAGCUGGGGGGCAAAGUCAGGGGGUGAGAGGGAGGAGAGGGGAAUGGAAUAAACGGUAAGGCACAUCACUUAUUUAUGGGUUGUAAAUUCCUGCUCCCUCCUCUAGUCCAGUCUGCUUUUAGUUUAGUUUAGUUUUUCUAUAAAAUUUCUUUCACUUCCAUGAUAACUUGUCCCCUUUUAGCAGCAAAUACACAAGGGAGAGGAGCAGGAGGACCUGAGAUUAGUUACAGUGUGGCAAUCUGACAAUGUGUAUGUGUUUGUGUGUAAGCCAAUUAGCAUUCCCCUUGCUCCCUGUCCCUUCUCUGUAUGUGUGUUAUUAAUAAAACAUACAGCAG